Molecule: messenger RNA, 1181 nt
Organism: Eimeria tenella
Lineage: Eukaryota; Apicomplexa; Conoidasida; Eucoccidiorida; Eimeriidae
Exons: 4
Source: RefSeq, a predicted model, not a curated record
GAGACCUGGUGUGGAUUGGCUGCAGCCCUUCGGACGAAGAGUUUGCUGCUCUUGCUGCUGCUGCUCCUCCCUCGAGGGUUUUCAGCAAAUUCCCUUUUGCUGCUGAGCUGGCAGCAAAGCCAGCAGCAGCAGCAGCUGCUGCUGCUGCUGCUGCGCCGCAGCCCAGCAGGAGGGAGCAGAUGCAGCCGAAAGCUGCUGCGGCAGCGGCCCGGAAGCAGCGGCAGCAACACAGGCACGACAAGAAGCAGCAGCAGCAGCAACAGCAGCAGCAGCAUGGUGGGGCUGCAGCACAGGAUAAGCAGCCGGCAGAAGCUGCAGCAGCAAGUGCAGCGGGGGCAGCACCUGCUGCUGCAUCAACUGCUGCAGUUGCUGCAGCAGCAGCUACUGCUGCUGAUAAUGUCACGCCUCCCCCGUGGCCUACGAGCGAUGACGAGCUACGGGUGACGCCGCCGCCGCCGCAACAGCAGCAGCAGCAACAGCACCAGCAGCAGCAACAGCAGCAGCUGCAGCAGCAGCAGAAGUCAUCUGCUGCUGCUGCAGCAGCAGAACCGGCAGCAGCAGAAGCUGCAGCAAACCCUAGGACACUGCAGGCCCGCUACCGAGAUGCGCUUAAACGGCAGCUGCAGCUGCACAGCCAGCAGCAACAGCGGCUCCGCAGCAGCAACAGCAACAGCAACAGUAACAGCGGCAGCAGCAGCAACAGGAGAGCGCGAGCGUCGGACGCCAGACUCCUCAGAGUACUCAGCAGCAAACGCCGCGCCACAUGCCUACAGCAGCAGCAGCAGCAGCGGCAGCAGCAGCAGCAGCAGCGGCAGCAGCAGAAGCAAGGCAGCAAUACUCGAACUGCAUCGACCGAUUCAAAAGCAAGAGAAGACUCGAAGCAGCAGCAGCAGCAACAGCAAAAGCAACAUGGGCAGCAAAGUGAGCUGCAUGAAGACCAGCAGCAGCAGCAGCAGCAGCAGCAGAUUAGUGGGGCUGCACUGAGCGAAAGCGCUUCAUCGCCGGCGCAACAGCAGCAGCAGCCGCAGCCGCCGCAGCAGCAGCGAGGAUGGCGGGGGUGCUUCCAGCAGCAGCAGCAGCAGCAGCAGCAGCAAGAGCUGCUGCUGCUGCCCUUCAAGUGCAGCAGCAAGGAGCACGGAAGCAGACGGGUGCUCCGCAGCAACUCCGGAGACUGGGUCUGA